ACUUCCGGCCAAGCGGAAGGAGUGUACGACUCUGUCAAUUAAACGGGGAGACGACAGAAGGGAAACGCUAGAGGCACCACUCCCCCCUACCGGAAGCGGAAAGCAAGCUGAAUAGAGACCCCCCUUGGGAGUCGUGAAGACUGACCCCUGACACCCCCACCUCCCCAUUAGCCAUCCUUUACUGGGUGUGGCCCCUGACCCUAGCAGGGGCCACAUGUGCUUUCUAUCUUCCUCCCAGGGAGCGUACUGGCUGUUGUAGCCCAUUUUAUGUCUUUACAAUUCAUUUCUGCAUGCCUCGUCUCUGCCUAGCCCCCCAUACCUGUGCUGCAGCCCCUCUGUAUACAGCCAUACCUGUGUGCUCUCCUCCCCCAUCACUGCCUAGGGCUGCAGUAAUGGAAUGCCCCCUAUAGCUUGUUGCCCCCCUUUGGGGUGAUAGAAGGGCACGCCCUCGGAGGGUGUUUGAGAUUUUAUAUAUAUAUAUAUGUGUGUUCAUGUGACGAUGUAUUAGGCGUGCACCCAAGACGUGGAGGGGGCAGCACUGCCAGUACAUUAGUGCCAUUUUAUAUUUGUUAGGUUUUACUGUCCGGGAAAGGGGGGGAGUUGGGUUGCGUCUAGCCGGCGGUGUGACAUGUGCCGGGAAAGAGACGGCGGUGUGAAGAGACGAGCUUGACAACCAAUCACAGCAUGGCGUCCGAGGAGGCCUCGCUCCGUGCCCUGGAGGGUCUUAUGAGUGAGUUCUUUCACACCAGCACAUCCAAUGAUCGGAAGAGAGAAAUCGAGGCCCUAUUGAAUAACUUCGCGCAGCAGCUCGGGGCCUGGAGGUUCUGCUUCUACUUCCUGUCCAGCUCGCACAAUGACUAUGUUCUGAUGUACAGUCUCAGCGUGUUUGAGAACUUAAUCAAUAAGAUGUGGCUGGGCGUCCCGUCAGAGGAGAAGAUGGAGAUCCGCAGCUCCUUGCCCAAGCUCCUCCUGAGCCAGCACAAAGCGCUUCCUGGCUUCAUCUGCAACAAGCUGUGCAAGGUGAUUGUGGACAUGGGCAGACAGGACUGGCCGAUGUUCUACCAUGACUUCUUCACCAAUAUCCUGCAGCUUAUCCAGAGUCCCCGCACGACUUCCCUCGGGUUGAUCAUGCUGAAGACUGCUUCGGAAGAGCUGGCCUGUCCCAGGGAGGACCUGAGCGUAGCCAGGAAGGAGGAACUUCGCAAACUGCUGCUGGAGCAAGUGCCAACCGUGCUGGGUCUGCUGACGGGCGUGCUUGAAAGUAUAUGGGAUAAACACAGCGUCACCACAGCCACUCCUCCGCCAUCACCCACUGCGUCAGAUGCCGAAGACCUCCUCAGUAACCUUGUGCACACCCCCGCCUUGGCAAAGCAGCUGAGCCAACCACCUCCGAGCCUGGAAGCUGAAAGUGAGCGUAUUUGUGCCCUGGCCCUCGAGUGCCUCUCGCAUCUCUUCAGUUGGAUCCCCCUUUCCGCCAGCAUCACCCCCUCCCUGCUUACCACAAUCUUUCACUUUGCCCGCCUGGGUUGCGACACCCGGUCACGAAGGACUCAUACCGUCAACAGCACCAAUGCCGUCACCAUGAACGGUGGUGGCAGCAGUAGCCCUCCCCUACCAUUGACUUUGCCCACCUCUCAGCAAGACUGUAACCGACUGGGGGUCUUAGCAAUGUCUUGUAUUAAUGAACUGAUGUGCAAGAACUGUGUCCCCCUGGAGUUCCAGGAAUAUCUGUUACGCGUGUGCCAGCAGACCUUCUACCUCUUGCAGAGGAUUACACGAGAGACGAAUGCCCACAGUGUGCGCAGUCGCCUGGAGGAGCUGGAUGAGAGUUAUGUGGAAAAGUUUACAGACUUCCUUCGGCUUUUCGUUAGCGUCCACUUGAGGAGGAUAGAAUCGAAUGCCCAGUUCCCUGUAGUCGAGUUCCUGGCAUUACUCUUCAAAUACACCUUUCAUCAGCCGACACAUGAAGGUUACCUCUCGUGUCUCGAUAUCUGGGCGCUCUUCUUAGACUAUCUAACAAACAAGAUAAGAAACCGGCUUGAAGACAGAGAGGCCAUUAUUGGCAGGUACGAGGAUGCCCUGGUGCUGCUGCUGACUGAGGUGUUGAAUCGCAUCCAGUUCCGCUACAACCAGACACAGCUGGAGGAGCUCGACGACGAGACGCUAGAUGAUGAUCAGCAGACGGAGUGGCAACGAUAUUUACGUCACAGCUUGGAAGUGGUGGCCAAAAUCAUGGAGCUGCUCCCCACACAUGCCUUCAGUACUCUGUUUGCUGCACUGCGGGGGAACUUGGACGUGUAUCUCGGGCUACAGCAGUGCAUCGUGACCACAGGGGGAGAACAGCGUCUCAAUGUGACUGCAGAAAAUGACUGUCGCAGGCUGCACUGUUCCCUACGAGACCUCAGCUCCCUCCUCCAGGCAGUCGGAAGACUCGCGGAGUACUUCAUCGGGGAUGUGUUUGAGGCCCGCUUCAAUGAUGCCCUUACUGUUGUGGAACGGUUAGUCAAAGUCACAUUGUAUGGCUCCGAGCUCAAACCGUACAAUAUGGAAACUGCGGUGCCAUCAGUGCUGAAGCCAGACCUUGUCGAUGUCCAUGCCCAGUCCCUGGCAGCAUUACAAGCUUACUCCCACUGGCUCGCUCGAUUCUACAGUGAGGUUCAGCACCAGAACCCUCAGCAGUUUGUGUCUAUCAUCUCCACUGCAAUGGAGGCUCUACCCACACUCAUCAGCUCAAAGGUACAAGAAAAGCUGCUAUUAUCGGCAUGUCAUCUGCUGGUCUCUGUGGCUACAACGGUGCGGCCCGUAUUCCUCCUCAACAUUCCUGCCGUCCAGAAGGUGUUCAACCGUGUGACAGACAGUUCUGCACAGAGACUACCAGAAGAGGCUCAGGUGCUGCUAUGUCGCGCUCUGUCUAAUAUUCUCCUUCUCCCAUGGCCAAAUGUCUCCGAGGCAGAGCAGCAGUGGGCAGAGCGCUCAAGUCAUCAUGCCAGUCUCCUGAACGGCUUGACCAGAGACUAUCGCCAACUGAAGGGUUCUGCUCCUCCUCAGCGGAAGGGACAACUUGAGGCCACUAAGCGUGUUAUCUGUCAGACAUUAGGUGUGUUGAAGGACAUUGUGGAGAACAUCUCUGGCGAGGGCACCAAAUCUCGGCAGAUCUGUUACCAGUCCAUGCAGGAGUCGGCCCAGCUCUCCCUUGCCCUCUUCCCUACGUACAUUCACCAGUCGGAUGUGACCGAGGAGAUGCUCAGCUUUUUCUUGGCCUUAUUCCAAGGACUCAGGGUGCAAAUGGGGGUGCCAUUUACGGAGCAGAUUAUACAGACCUUCCUCAACAUGUUUACCAGGGAGCAGCUGGCAGAGAGUUUACUACAGGAAGGCAGUGCCGGUUGCCAUGUGGUUGAAAGGUUUCUCAAGAUCCUGCAGGUCGUAGUCCAGGAACCUGGUCCGGCCUUUAAACCUUUCCUGCCAAGUAUUUUGUCCCUGUGCAUGGAGCAGCUCUACCCUAUUAUUGCAGAGCGGCCAUCCCCUGAUGUGAAAGCGGAGCUAUUUGAGCUGCUGUUCCAGCUCCUGCAUCACAAUUGGAGGUAUUUCUACCGAUCCUCUGUUCUAGCCAGUGUGCACCGAGACGGUGGCGGCGAUGAGCCCAUGGAGAACCAGGCGCAGUUCAUCGGUGUCAUGCAGGCAUUUGGUCAGUCAUUUCUGCAGCCGGAUAUCCAUGUUUUUAAGCAAAAUCUUGGUCAUCUGGAGACCCUGAACAGCAAACACAAACUGUAUCAUAAGAAGCUGUUCCGGGCCAUGAUGCUGCCGCAGUUCGUCAGUGUUUUACUUCAGGUUCUUAUCCACAAGUCCCAUGAUCUUCUCCAGGAGGAAAUAGGCAUUGCCGUCUACAACAUGGCGUCUGUGGACUUCAGCACUUUCUUCUCUGCCUUCUUACCUGAAUUCUUAGCCGGCUGCCAGGGCAUUGAAAGCGGUCAGAAGAAUGUCCUUGCCCGCAACUUUAAAAUGGAACGGGACCUGCCCUCGUUUACUCAGUGUGUGCAUCGCUUGGUCAACGACCUCCGGUAUUACAGACUCUGCAACGACAGCCUCCCCCCAGGAACUGUGAAACUGUGACAGAACCAGCCAUAGUCUUGCAUCCAUAGUCUUAACUCACCCGCUACAGAUGUGAAUUUUGCUCCUUCACUCGCCCUGUAUAUUUUUUUU
Bufo bufo (common toad) is the source of this 4200-nucleotide messenger RNA. RefSeq names its product exportin 6 (gene XPO6). The transcript is spliced from 24 exons. Lineage: Eukaryota; Metazoa; Chordata; Amphibia; Anura; Bufonidae. Gene Ontology annotation, biological process: protein export from nucleus. The coding region runs from base 685 to 4110 and encodes 1141 amino acids. Gene Ontology annotation, molecular function: small GTPase binding; nuclear export signal receptor activity. The record is from RefSeq and is a predicted model, not a curated record.